Messenger RNA from Knipowitschia caucasica, 510 nucleotides. The record is from the annotation of a GenBank genome assembly. Lineage: Eukaryota; Metazoa; Chordata; Actinopteri; Gobiiformes; Gobiidae.
AUGGACUGGAACAGAGGAGGUUCUCUGUCCCUCGCCUACACCUCGUCAGGUCCCCGCUUAAUAACGAGGCAGAGUGACCAUAGAAAACACGCCCGAGUGCGGUCUGCGCGGGUGGCCGAGGAAGAGCCUGCAGAUCUGGGGGAAGUUUCUAUCGUCAGAUCGCUUCGGCAGAGGCUCUCAGAGCAGUCGCAGGUACAGCAUCAGAUCGAGCAGCCGCAACCGCCGCCGAUGCGCACAGAGAACCGUCUGAUCGUGGUGAACCUGGUGUCUCGCGUGAGCUGGCAGUCGUGGGGACGUUCCAUAUCCUCUCCCACUCGCAGCGAGAGCCGGAGGUUUUGUGUGUUCUCCCGUGGCUUAGCCCACCCGGUGGCUCGCAAAGGUAGUAGUUUCCUCUCUUCCAACGCUGUUCACUCCUCUUGCCGAGGUACGGACGAGCCCUGCCGCCCCUGCGCUGGUCCUCUGGGGCACCUCUGUGCCCCACCGCCCUGUGGCCCCCAUCUGCACUUUUGA